Messenger RNA from Agelaius phoeniceus (red-winged blackbird), 2111 nucleotides. The record is from RefSeq and is a predicted model, not a curated record. Lineage: Eukaryota; Metazoa; Chordata; Aves; Passeriformes; Icteridae.
AUGGCCGGGAUCGGGAUCGGAAUUGUGACCGGGAGCAGGAUCGGGAUUGGUUCCAGCCAAUGGAAACACAGGGACGUGGCGCUGCCUCCGAGCUGCCGCCUUCUGAUUGGUGCGGACCGGGAGCGGGACCGGGACCGAGAGCGGGAUCGGAAACGGGAGCGGGAGCGGAGAAGGGUUCGGGAGCGGGAUCGGGAACGGGAGCGGGAUUGGAGAAGGGUCCGGGAUCGGGAUCGGAAACGGGAGCGGGGAAAGGUCCGGGAUCGGGUCCAGGCGCGGGGCAGCGGGGACAGCCCGGGCCUGGCGCUGGAGCGAAGGGUCCCGGCGCCGCUCCCGGUGCCGCUCCCGGCCGCUCCCCAGGACUACCAGAAUGUGCCCAUCGACAUCCAGACCAGCAAGCUCCUGGACUGGCUGCUGGACCGCCGGCACUGUGGGCGGCGCUGGCCGGCGCAGGUGGCGCAGGUGCGGGAGCGGAUCCGGGCGGCGCUGCAGGACAUGCCCGAGCACCCCGAGAUCCGAGAGCUGCUCCAGGGCUCCUACCUGCACUAUUUCCACUGCCUGCGCAUCGUGGAGAUCCUCAAGGGCACCGAGGCCUCCACCAAGAACCUCUUUGGGCGCUACUCGUCCCAGAGGAUGAAGGACUGGCAGGAGAUCGUGUCCCUCUAUGAGAAGGACAACGCCUACCUGGCCGAGCUCUCGAGCCUGCUGGGGCGCAGCAUCAGCUACGAGCUGCCGGCGCUGCGGAGGCAGCGGGGCCGGUGCCUGCAGGCGCAGCAGGAGCUGGCGCGGCGCGAGGACGAGUGCCAGGCGCGGGCAGGGGAGCUCCGCGAGCGCUUCCUGGGCUCCUGCCGCCAGUACGGCAUCGCCGGCGAGGACGUGCGCCGGGAGCUGCUGGCUCAGGUGCAGGCGCUGCCGUCGCUGCUGUCCCGCGUCGGGGACGGCGCCAGCGCCCUCGGGGACGCCAUCGAGCUGUACCAGGCCUGCGUGGCCUUCGUGUGUGACAGCCCCGGAGCGCAGGCGCUGCCGCUGCUGCAGCACGUGGUGUCCCACGGGAACUCCUCGGUGUUCCGGUGGCGCACGGGGCAGGAGCCGCUGCAGCUGGAGCGGCCCCAGCCACCCCCGGAGGCACCGGAGCCGCCGCCCAUCGAUUGGGGGGAUUUCCCCACGGAGCCGCCCCAGGGCGGGGACAUCGACUGGGGCAUCACGGUGGAGCCCAGCCCCCAGGUGGGUGACAGCCCUGUGUCCCCCCGUGUCACCCUUGUCACCUUUCCUCCCUCAGGGGACGGUGGCGUUGGUUGGGGCGAUGUCCCUGUGUCCCCAAAUCCCCCUGUGUCACCCCUGUGUCACCCCUGUGUCAUCCCUGUGUCCCCCGUGUCACCCUUUGCUCCCCAGGGGGACGAUGGCAUCGACUGGGGUGAUGGAGAGAAGGGACAGGAGGGGACAAUCACGGUGGUGGAGGCUGGAACUGAGGCCCCCGAGGGCGUUGCCCGUGGCUCGGACGCGCUGACCCUGCUGGAGAACCCCGAGACUCGGAACCAGUUCAUCGACGAGCUCAUGGAGCUGGAGCUGUUCCUGGCGCAGCGGCUGCUGGAGCUGGAGGACGAGGCCCUGGACGUGGUGGCCCUGAGCCAGUUCCAGCUGGCCCCGGCCGUGCUGCAGGGCCAGAGCCCCGAGCGCCUGCGGGCCCAGCUGGCCACGGCCCGGGGGCUGCUGGCCCAGCUCUGCUCCCGCAGCGUGCAGCACCUCUGCAUGAUCCUCGCCUCGCCCAGGUACGUGGAGCGCGUCACGGCCCUGCUGCGGCAGCAGAGUCUCCAGGCCGAGCUGCUGCUGGCCAAGCGGGAGGCGCUGGGGCAGCGGCGCCGCCAGGCCCUGGCCGAGCAGGGAGCGCUGGAGCCGCGGCUGCAGCAGCUGCAGGAGAGAACCAGGGAGCUGCAGAGGCUGAUCGAGGCCGACAUCUCCAAACGCUACGGGGGGCGCCCGGUGAACCUGAUGGGCGUCAAUGUGUGACACCGAGCUGUGACAGGGACGUCCAGCUGGGGCCCCUGGGGACACCAACCUGGGACACCUGAUGGGCGCCAGCCUAUGGCAGCUCAGGGACAUCAAAGUGGAACCCC